Messenger RNA from Wyeomyia smithii (pitcher-plant mosquito), 1821 nucleotides. RefSeq lists its product as uncharacterized. The record is from RefSeq and is a predicted model, not a curated record. NCBI's taxonomy places the organism in Eukaryota, Metazoa, Arthropoda, Insecta, Diptera, Culicidae. The transcript is spliced from 5 exons. The coding region runs from base 31 to 1821 and encodes 596 amino acids.
GUCAAGCGCAAAACUGAAAGGAACCACGCAAUGUUCGGCCUACCGGAAUUUUGGCUCCUGUUAGCCGGUAUCGUGCUUAGCUUUAGCGUGUGCAUUCUGGCGGAGGAUGUUUCCUGUACCAGAAUCGAUUUUGAUCAAGCGACAUUGACGUAUUUGUCACGUUGCUCCUAUAUUCAGGAAUUUACCGUAAAGCCAUAUCACGCAUCAACGGUAUUUACUCCGUACCGGGAUUUUGCUGAAUAUUACCUUUCGGAACAGUGGCAAGGAUUGACAUGUGGUGAAACAGUGCAGAGUUUCAGUGUGAAUGAACAAACUGAACUGAGGAUGGUGUACAAUUUAAUUUUUGAUUUGAGUGCGUCAUUGGAGGUUAGGAUAUUGGACUUAGAUCGUAUUGAUAGCGAAGGAAACCCGACGGUUGUCAUUCGAUGGAAAACCGAACAGGCUACCCGCGGCUGGGGAUUGUUUCAACAGAAGAUGGAUUUGGUUAUCAAACGCGCUAAGAUACAAAUCGAAGCUAAUAUGAAUUCUGGCAGUGAUCUUGCUAUUGAGUAUUUCACCGUUUUUAACUAUGAAAUAGAAACAGAUGAUUGCAGAUCCUUAGAUGAAUUCGCAACAACAAUGAUAACUUCUACUAUUACUACUCCUUCUUUCACUACAACUACAACUCAUCCUAUUACUACUACUACUACUUCUACUCCUACUACUACCAUCCCUACUACUACCUUCCCUACUACUACUACUACUACGACUACUUCUACUACUACCUCUACUACAUACGCAACGAGUACUACAAGCAAUCCUACUACUACCAUUACUUCUACUACAACCAGUACAUCUUCAUCUAGUGCGUCUUCUACAACUGCUUUCAUUGAGAGCACAACUCUGAGUUCAACAACAAAUUCUCCAAGAGACGAAAGCACAUCGUCAGCUAACCAAGCGAUGACUUCUACAUUCAAACCGGUUGUCACAGCAUCGCCUCCAAGCAAAGCGAACGCAACCGAUUGGAUAUGGAUAGCACUGGCAGCAGUGUUUGCCUUUUUGUUUUGUCUGGCCGUAGUUAGCGCAGCCUACAUUUAUGCUAUGAAUAGAAGCCUGCUUAAAAUUGCUCUGUUGGUAAAAAUAAAAAGCAGAGGCAAAUCGUCGCAAACUGGAAAUCGUUUACAUGAUAACCGUAAACGGAGUCUGUGGAAUGAGCCCUACCACAGUAUUCAAGCCUUCUGCCGUAACACGCAGAGGAUUCCGUUCUUUCGUGACAAACUCGUGGGAUCAAACUGGAUUCAAAUAAAAAUAAAGCAACAAGCCUCAAACCCGGAUCCCGGCAACUUUACUUUGCCGGAACAAAUUCAGCUAACACACUCCAUGGCGUGCAGCCUGACAAGAUUGCACGCAACAGGCGAGACCAAGGCGAUGGAAUUGCAGAAGAACUUCAACCUUGACGGUGACUCGCUGGACAAAGGGCCUUCAGUUUCAUCACUAAUCCUUAGUUCGCCAAGUCGGAAAGAGGAGAACCCGACGGACAGUCUUCCCGAUCCGGAGAAGCACGGGGUCACCCACGCGAGGAGGCCACCGACUCAAUUCGUCAAGCAGUCGACCAGGUUAAUCAACACCUACGCACCUACAAACGACAUAUCCGAUGACGUCAAAGAUGAGUUCUAUGGAAAGCUGGAACGAACCUAUGACGAAUGCCCGAAACACAUCGUAGAAGUCGUAAUCGGAGAUGCAAGAAAUCAGGGUCAGCUACAAGAGACAACUACACUUGUCGCAUUGGCAUUUAUGUCCAAUGCCGUUCAGGCCCACAAAAAAACCUUUUUCGAAAAUUAG